AUGGAGUUGGGCCCUUGGAGUCCCGCACAACGGCUCGGCAGAGCAGGACAUGGAGGUGUGAACCAGCUCGGUGGUGUGUUUGUGAACGGACGGCCUCUUCCAGACGUAGUGCGGCAGCGAAUAGUGGAACUCGCUCAUCAAGGAGUCCGGCCCUGCGACAUCUCUCGACAACUUCGAGUCAGUCAUGGUUGUGUCAGCAAGAUACUCGGCAGGUACUACGAGACAGGCAGCAUCCGCCCUGGUGUUAUCGGGGGCUCAAAACCAAAGGUUGCUACACCCAAAGUGGUUGACAAAAUAGCCGAUUACAAACGCCAAAAUCCCACCAUGUUUGCCUGGGAGAUCCGGGACAGGCUGCUUGCCGAGAGAGUGUGUGACAACGACAGCGUCCCCAGCGUCAGCUCCAUCAACAGGAUCAUUCGGACUAAGGUUCAGCAGCCGGGCCAAACAGGCUCAGUGGUGGCUCACAACUUAGGAACUUCUGUAGCUGCGACCCAGGUUUCCGCGGUGACCAGCGACUCAGCGGGCUCCUCCUACUCCAUCAGUGGGAUUCUGGGCAUCAGCUCGGCGACUGACGUGGGCAAGAGAAAGCGAGAUGAAGAAUUGUACGGGGGUAAAGCCCUGUGGAGACCUUUGACCACAGCCAAAGUGAAGGGAAGUGAGGGGGUGACCGGGUUUGAAUCACCAUGA
Messenger RNA from Knipowitschia caucasica, 687 nucleotides. Lineage: Eukaryota; Metazoa; Chordata; Actinopteri; Gobiiformes; Gobiidae. The record is from the annotation of a GenBank genome assembly.